UCUAUCUAAAAGAGCCAGGACUCGCCUGAAUUAGAAACCACUAAGGCUUCUCUCUCAAGUCUUGAGUUGCAGGCAAAAGGUUAUAGAGAGAUGGGGAGGGCACCUUGCUGUGAUAAGGCAAAUGUGAAGAAAGGGCCAUGGUCACCUGACGAAGACCUCAAGCUGAAGGAAUACAUAGAAAAAAAUGGCACUGGAGGAAACUGGAUCUCCCUACCUCAAAAAGCAGGUCUGAAGCGCUGUGGUAAGAGUUGCAGACUCAGAUGGCUCAACUACCUGAGACCCAACAUAAAGCAUGGAGAAUUCUCUGAUGAGGAGGACAGGAUCAUCUGUAACCUCUUUGCCAGCAUUGGAAGCAGGUGGUCAGUCAUUGCUGCACAAUUGCCAGGAAGGACAGAUAAUGACAUUAAAAACUACUGGAAUACCAAGCUCAAGAAGAAGCUCUUUGGCAGGCCCCCCACAAAAAACCACCACCCUUUCCCAUCCCCUCUCUCAUCAAACCCUAACUCCAAACCACCAUUUUUGUCUCCCCCUCACCAAAGACCUCAACCCAUUUCUUAUAUUCUCAACUCCUCAUGGAUUUCUUCUUCCUCUUCACCUUCUUCUUCACUGGUACCUGAUAGUGUUGCAGUCUCAGAAUCAGGAGCUUUGAGAGCAACAGAAAGUUACAAGUCUCCAUGGCUUGGAGCCUUUGAAGGCUUAACAACCAGUGGUUGUGAUCAACAAGUGUUUUUUCUUAGGCCUGGUUUUGGGGGCAUGAAUGCUUCAGAGAAAGGUGGGUACUCCUACCCUAAUGGUGGAUUCCUUUCCAAAAAAGGAGACUGGUAUGAAGAUGAGCAGGCAGUCAGCUUUUCAGAUUGUAGCCACCAAAUGGAAAAAGCCCAUUUCAGCAACAACAAUCAUGCUAUCAUUAACACCAAAACCAUGAGUGAUAACAGUCAGCAGAGAGAAUAUGACAUGGCUUUAGGAGAUGUUCCUCUGACUGGGGUGGAUAACCCAUUGUUUUUGCAGCAACAAAGUGCCAUGGAUUACUCAGAAUAUGAGGGUUUCACAGUGUGGGAUGGCCAUUAUUAUCAUGGCAUUAGUAGCAGCAAUGUAAAUCUCUCUCUUACAAACAACCCCAUCAUGAAUUAUAAAUCAGAUCAAUAAAGACUCAUGUACUGAUUUUGCAGAAUUCUAAUGUGAA
Messenger RNA from Amborella trichopoda, 1183 nucleotides. RefSeq lists its product as uncharacterized. The record is from RefSeq and is a predicted model, not a curated record. Lineage: Eukaryota; Viridiplantae; Streptophyta; Magnoliopsida; Amborellales; Amborellaceae.